AUUUGCAAUCACCCGAUACCCUUAUCACACUAACUACCACUAUUAAAAAAAUUAAAAAAAUUUAUAUAAAUACUUAUCAAACUAGCCUCGUGUUCUAGUGAGUGCAAGAUGUUGCGUCCAACUUUAAUAAUUUUUGUGACUGUUCUAGUCCUCAGUUCUGGAGUAGAACUUCCAGUAAAACUUCCAGUUAUCUCACACCAAGGGCUGAUCCCAGUCAGCGGUCUCCUUGGAGGCUUGGCCAAAAUUUUGGGCAAUGUUAUCGAAGCUCUGAAUGCAAUUAUUGCCUACCUUAGCAUUGGCAUAUCUGGGAUUAUAGCAACAGUUUUUGGUCUCAUUGGUGAAAUUCUGCAAGACUUGCUGGAGACCAUCAUUGCCACCAUCUCCAACAUUGUGGGAGGUGUCUUGGGCAGUAUUCCCCUCAUUGGUGGACUUUUCUCCAGUCUGGACGACAAAAGCCAGGAAUGUAUUGCUUCAGUCAAAACCGACGUUUUCCUAGUGAACGCAGGCUCAGCCUCACAAUGCGUUACCGAAGCUCUGGACCAAAUUGUCGACAAAUUACAAGACGUUUUAAAGCAAGUUCGUGAUGUCCUCAACUCCGUCACACUUCUCCUCAAUGGUCUCAUAGGAGAACCAAUCACAGCCGCCGUUUCUGGCCUCCUUGACGGAAUUAUCGAACAAGUCAAGAUGAUUAUUGAGGCCAUUGUUGAUUUGGUGAUAUUUAUCGUAAAUAUGCUGAUGGAGGAUGGAAAUGCCAUAUUCUGUCUUUUGAAAGUUGUUCUGAAACUUGUGGGGCAACUAGUUUCUGAGAUUUUUGGUUAUGUGGGUUGUCUUUUGGGUUAAAUAAAGAUUUUACAAUGUUUUA
Tribolium castaneum (red flour beetle) is the source of this 862-nucleotide messenger RNA. RefSeq lists its product as uncharacterized. NCBI's taxonomy places the organism in Eukaryota, Metazoa, Arthropoda, Insecta, Coleoptera, Tenebrionidae. The record is from RefSeq and is a predicted model, not a curated record. The transcript has 2 exons. Bases 109 to 840 code for a protein of 243 amino acids.